GGGUUGGAGGAGCGGGGAGCGGUAGGGUGGGUCAGUAGCUACGGACGGCGGCCAUGAGGCGGGACGUGCGCAUCCUUUUGCUGGGCGAGGCCCAGGUGGGGAAGACGUCGCUGAUCCUGUCGCUGGUGGGCGAGGAGUUCCCCGAGGAGGUUCCUGCCCGCGCGGAGGAGAUCACCAUCCCCGCCGAUGUCACCCCAGAGAGGGUGCCCACCCACAUUGUGGAUUACUCAGAGGCCGAGCAGACGGAGGAGGAGCUCCAGGACGAGAUUCACAAGGCAAAUGUGGUGUGUGUGGUGUAUGAUGUGUCUGAAGAGGCCACCAUUGAGAAGAUCCGAACCAAGUGGAUCCCACUGGUGAAUGGCAGGACUGAGAGGAGGCCCAGGUUGCCCAUCAUUCUGGUGGGCAACAAGUCAGACCUGCGGCCAGGGAGCACCAUGGAGUCAGUGCUGCCUAUCAUGAGUCAGUUUCCUGAGAUAGAGACCUGUGUGGAGUGUUCGGCCAAGCACCUGAGGAACAUCUCAGAGCUGUUUUACUAUGCUCAGAAGGCUGUUCUGCACCCCACAGCUCCCCUCUAUGACCCCGAGGCCAAACAGUUGAGGCCCGCGUGCGCCCAGGCCCUCACACGCAUCUUCAGGCUCUCGGAUCAGGACCUGGACCACGCGCUCAGCGACGAGGAGCUCAAUGCCUUUCAGAAGUCUUGCUUCGGCCACCCCCUGGCUCCACAGGCCCUGGAGGAUGUGAAGAGGGUGGUGUGCAAGAAUGUGGCAGGUGGCGUGAGGGAUGAUCGGCUAACCCUGGAGGGCUUCCUCUUCCUGAACACACUCUUCAUCCAGCGUGGCCGGCACGAGACCACAUGGACCAUAUUGCGGCGCUUUGGUUAUAGUGAUGCCCUUGAGCUGACGGCUGACUACCUCUUCCCUCCGCUCCAUGUGCCCCCUGGCUGUAGCACUGAGCUCAAUCACCGUGGUUACCAAUUUGUGCAGCGGAUAUUUGAGAAGCACGACCAGGACCAUGACGGUGCUCUCUCACCUUCAGAGCUGCAGAGCCUCUAUAGUGUGUUCCCAGUGGCCCCAUGGGGCCCCGAGCUCCCGCACACAGUCCACACUGAGGCUGGUCGGCUCUCCCUGCAUGGAUACCUCUGUCAGUGGACCCUGGUGACCUACCUGGACGUUCAGCGCUGCCUUGCACACCUUGGCUACCUGGGCUACCCUACCCUCUGCGAGCAGGACUCCCAGGCCCAGGCCAUCACAGUCACCCGUGAGAAGAGGUUGGACCAGGAAAAGGGACAGACACAGCGCAAUGUCCUCAUGUGCAAGGUGGUGGGGGCCCAGGGAGUGGGCAAGUCCGCCUUCCUGCAAGCGUUCCUUGGCCACAGCCUGGUGGAAGCCAGGGAGUUCCCUAAGGAGCCUCCUGUCCAUGCCAUCAACACGGUGCGGGUCAACGGGCAGGAGAAGUACCUGAUUCUGUGUGAAGUGGGCGCAGACAGCUUGCUGGCCACCUCUCCGGAUGCCACCUGUGAUGUCGCCUGCUUGAUGUUUGAUGGCAGUGACCCUACGUCCUUUGCACACUGUGCCAGUGUCUACAAGCACCAUUAUAUGGAUGGACAGACCCCCUGCCUGUUCGUCUCCUCCAAGGCUGACCUGCCAGAAGGUGUCAUCCCACCAGGCCUGUCACCAGCUGAGUUCUGCCGCAGGCACCGGCUGCCUGCCCCCACCCCAUUCUCCUGCGCUGGCCGGUCCCAGCCCAGCACUGACAUCUUCACCCGGCUUGCCACCAUGGCUACAUUCCCACACCUGGUCCAUACAGAGCUGCACCCCACCUCUUUCUGGCUCCGGGGGAUGUUGGUGGCUAUCGGGGCUGCCGUGGCCACAGUCCUCAGCUUCUCUCUGUACAGGGUCCUGGUCAAGAGCCGAUGAUGCCCCUCUGUGCCCCACCCCCCACUCGCAGGCCUGGACCACAAGGCCCCCAGGUCACUGAUGUGGGGUCCCUGCUAAAUUUGCUUCCAACAACUGGCUACCAUGGCAGGAAUCUGUUCUGCCAUGUCCUGCCCUGGCUCCUGCUGAAUCUGAGGGUGGAGGUGGAAGGUGUACCCAGUGGGGGGCCAUAGGUAAGGCAGCCAGUGACCCCAGACCUAGAAUUCUCAGGGCUUUACCCCUCCUUCCUGGCUGUGGGUGACCAGUGAGUAUGCUGGGGCCAGAGGUGGUGUUCAGGGUAGGGAGUGAGUGGAAGACUGUAGCCCUGACCUUUCUGUGGAAUUUGGAUCCUUGUCCACAGUGCACCUACCACAGAACACGAGAGAUUGGGUUUCUCAAUUAAACUUCACUCGUCUUUUCCAUUUGUUGGAUCUUGGUCUCUGAAAACAGCUUUUCUUGAAUAUUUGUCUUGGUGUGUGCGGGAAAUGACAACUGACCCACCUCCUCCCCCACUGCUCCUUCCUUUCCUGGUCCCGUUCCCAAGGCCUCACUGGGGCCAAUGUGAGUAGCUGUGGAGGGGCCAGGAUCCUCAGCAUCCAUCAAUGUCUUGGGGUUAACAGUGGGUUCUCUGGGAAUGUAGCUGCCCCCACCAUCUAAGGUCCUUCUAAUACCCUUUUCUAGGACUGGGGGUCCCUCAGCACUGCUGCUCCCCAGACCUCAGCACCCAGCCUGGCUGUACUGAGAA
Messenger RNA from Castor canadensis (American beaver), 2658 nucleotides. It is a transcript of the gene Rhot2, whose product is annotated as ras homolog family member T2. Gene Ontology annotation, cellular component: mitochondrial outer membrane. Gene Ontology annotation, biological process: mitochondrion organization. The record is from RefSeq and is a predicted model, not a curated record. Lineage: Eukaryota; Metazoa; Chordata; Mammalia; Rodentia; Castoridae. Gene Ontology annotation, molecular function: GTPase activity; calcium ion binding; GTP binding.